AUGGCACAGGAGCAGGUAAGAGAAAAGUAUAGACAAUUAUCCGAAAAUGUCAAAAAAUUGCAGAACAUAAGACGGAUGCUCAUCGAAAGUGUGCCGUGCGGCUCCGGAUGGGACCCCAAAAUCGACCGUAUGAGCGUCGAACAUAUGAUCGAGUAAGACCUCAUUGCUCGUAAAUUUUGAACACUUAUCAAGAAAGUGUCCCAUUUUAUGCUCGACGAAAUUCGCAAUUAUGGCGUUAUCCAGGCUGUGAAAAAAAUGAUUGUUUUCCGUUUUUUUUGGUUUUUUUACGUCAGAAAAUCCAAUUCAGCGAUGUAAAAAAACUAAUAAAAAAACAAAUGUGCGCCGUGCAAAAGUUGUCUUCGUCAAAUCUUCAUACCGUUUUUCCUCAGUCAAUUUUGCAUUUAGUGAGCCCAUCAAACGAUGAAAACGUUCGCUGAAUCUUUCUUUAUGGGGCUAUUCAGCGUAUGCUUGUUUUCCGUUUUUUUUUCGUUUUUUUGCACCGCUGAAUUGAGUUUUUUGACGUAAAAAAACGGAAAAAAUCAUUUUUUUCACAGCCUGAAUAACCCCAUUACCAAAACGAGACAUCGGCGGUUAGGUUUCUUGAGCAGUUUCGAAAAUUGUUUGAACAACAUCAACGAUAUGCGAGAUUUCUGACCAAAUUGUUGCUUGUGUGCUCUAAUAAUAGGGUUAUUCAGGCUGUGAAAAAAAAUGAUUUUUUUUCCGUUUUUUUACGUCAAAAAGCCAAUCCAGCGGUGUAAAAAAACGAAAAAAACGGAAAACAAAGAUACGCUGAAUAGCCCCAUAAAUCAUACCAAAGCCCUAGCCCCGUAAAUCGACACAUCCCGCAUGUUGUAAGUGCGCCCCAUUGAGCACUCGCCCCUUGCCAGAUUCUAAUUUUCGCAAAAAAAGUUGCGCUUUCGUUGCUAAACAAUAAACAAUUGCAGCCACGACGGCUACCAGAGAGAGUCGUUCUAUUGCAAAAUGCCGCUGAAGGAGGGCAGAGGCAGACAGUGCAUGCACGUGGCGCCGCUUCAGGACCUCAUCGAGCACGUCUCCGCGCACAUGUAAGUUUCCUUUCCUAAUUGUCCACAAACAAACGCGUAAUUUCCAGGGGAUUCGAGGUUUUCCAAUGCCGAAAAUGCAAGAUUGGUUUUCCGAACGAGACGAGGCUCGUCGCGCACAGACAGGGACGGGGAUGCCGUUCGGUACGAUUUUCGAACAAAAAAAAACAGAAGCUCUGGAAUUACGUUUUUUACGAAAAAAUCCUUAUAGCCAUUAGUUGCCCCCAUGACACUGAUACCCAAAAAGGAAAUUAUUUUCAGGGAACGAAUAGCACGGAUGUGUUCACACAUUCCGUGAGGGACACCGUCUUUAUCCGCCGCGUCGUCAACGCGUUCAUUGGUCCGGCGACGAAGGAGAUGGUGGAAGCAUUCAAAAUUGCAUCCGCGAAGACGCGAGCCGUCAUCACGGGCACUCCGAAUUAUGGCGAGGAUGACGGCGAUAAUGAGGAGAUAUUCGAGCCGGCGAAGAGCCGCCGGUCCCAGAGCGAUCUCCAGGCGCCCAGCACCUCGGCACCGCCCGAUCGAGUGGCCACCUUGUCGGAAGAGCUCAACCGGGUGCCGAACCCUCUUGCGCCGCGCGUCAAACCGGUCUUCCGCGACCUCCCCGCGCACCUGGAUCCGAGACAGCAGCCAGCAGAACCAGUUGUCGAGAGACCCGCAGAAGUGGAACGAGUUGUCUUGCCGGUCCGCUCCACCCCGUCGUUGUUGUCGUUCAUGGACCCGGGAUACCGACUGCCGAGACCCGUGCCCGCCGAUCAGACUCCCUCCACACCGAGACCAACGAGAGAGGAGCAACCGGGACCGUCGGAACUCCAGAAGCAGAGACCGGCUGAAGAGGGCCCAUCUACAUCGUCCCACUCGGCAGACCGGGAGCCGAGACGGUCGGAACACCGGGAGCCGCGACGGUCGGAACACCGGGAGCAGAGACCAAUGAGAGAAGAGCAACCGGGACCGGUGCCGGCUGAGGAGGUUCCCUUCGCAUCGCCGCACCCAGGACGCCAGGAAGCGAGACGGUCGGAACGUCAACACCGGGAUUCGAGACGGAGAUCGAGAAGCCGAACGGCCGACGAAGAGCGAAGACAUGAUCGCCGUUCCAGAUCGUCGAGAAGAACCGAACGGCGAAGGAAUUUGAAGCCGGACUCGUGAGUGAUAAUCGGACGGUCUCGCCGCGAAAUUCAUCUUUGAACGCGCUUCGAAAACUGCUGGAAAUUCGGAGAAAAACAUACUAUCGGGGCAUCUCAAAGUGAAAGCGCUCUGUCGAGAAACCCCUCUUUUUGUGAUCUCCGGGUCCACGAAACCGAUGCCCCGAUAGUACCUGAGCGGAAUAUUUAAAUCGUGCUUAAAAAAAUGUUCGUCGUGAAAGCAAUCUACUAAAAUUGCGCACAUUUUCAGGAUGAUCUCGACGGUGGUGCGGAAGCCGAGCGCAUUCGGACAGGGCUCGACCGGGGUCUCCUACUCGACGCGAUCCGGGUCGCCGGGAUUCGCGCGCAGCGUGGACGAAGCGAGGCAAGAUGCCGAGGAGCUCGAAAGUAAGUUUUUCCUAAAAUUAGGAUUACUGGUGCAAAGUUGUCCGAUUCCGGGACCAAAUUCGCGCACAUUUCGGGUCCAAAUAUCUGGAAAAACCCUCUUGUUUUCUAGGGAUCAAGCGGCUCCGUGAUAAAGCAGAAGUGAAGAGCCACGCGACUGCGAAGGCUCUGCCGAAUCGGAGCCGGUUGGCGUCGCUUCUCGUCGAUCCGAAGGGCUUCGAAUACCGGAAGGCUCUGGCAUUGCAUAGCAAAGGAAAUGCGGAGGAGAGAGCAUCCGCCGCGCCGCUCGUCCGCGAGUUUCACGAGCUUGAGAGAGAGCUACGAGCGGCGGACGCGGCGGACGCGUCGGAAACGGCCACCACUUCCUCGGCGGCUCCUCUCCCCCAGCAAGAACCGGAAGAAGAAGCGCGGCCGGUCAGACGGGAAGAAGAAGCGCGGCCGGUCAGACGGGAAGAAGAAGCGCGGCCGGUCAGACCGGAAGAAGAAGCGCGGCCAGUCAGACCGGAAGAAGAAGCGCGGCCGGUCAGGGGACCGCACACGCCGCCGGGCUCUCCGGGCGAUGUCACGGGUCCGCCGGCCCAACGUCCCAGAUACGAGGAACCGCAGCCGGUCCCGCCGCCCCAGGCUCAUCAAGGAUGGAUGCUGGGCUUUCCGGUACCACCGCAAUCCCUACAAUACUACUGGCAACAGCAGCAGCAGCAGCAGCACGGACAAUGGGUCCAGCAGCCGCCCACGCACUACUAUCAGCAGCAAUACCACCAACCGGCGGGACCAGCCCCGGGUCUUCAUAAUCCGCACCACCAGCAGUAUCCGCACCAUCAACAAUACCAGCAGCAACCACCGGGACCGGCGGCACCAGUUGCUCAUCCUUUCCACUACCAACAGCAAUAUCAACAACAGUACCAACAGCAGUACGAUCAACCGGCGGGACCGUCGUCAACUCCCCAGCAGCAGCAGCAGCAACCAACGGAACCGUCGCCAACUCCGAGGGACCAUGGCGGUCGGCGCGAGCAGAGACGGAGACACGACGAUCAGGGAGGAUCGUCGCGGCAUUGAAAAGGUUGGUUGGGCAUUUUCCCGAAACGUGAAAUCAUCAGAAAAGCACAAAUUAAGCGUAAAAUAGUGUAACAUGAAUAUUCAAUUCUAGUCCCUGAUUUCAGGCCGAAAAAGCCCGAAGAUCAGCAGGCCAGGACCACACCCAAUUUUGAUAAUAAAUUGCAACUUUAUCCAUUCAAAUAG
This is a messenger RNA of Caenorhabditis sp. 36 PRJEB53466, 3826 nucleotides long. NCBI's taxonomy places the organism in Eukaryota, Metazoa, Nematoda, Chromadorea, Rhabditida, Rhabditidae. The record is from the annotation of a GenBank genome assembly.